Molecule: messenger RNA, 4772 nt
Organism: Polyodon spathula (Mississippi paddlefish)
Lineage: Eukaryota; Metazoa; Chordata; Actinopteri; Acipenseriformes; Polyodontidae
Product: growth hormone receptor-like
Exons: 10
Coding region: 2119-3816 (565 amino acids)
Molecular function (GO): protein binding
Source: RefSeq, a predicted model, not a curated record
ACACGUGUGUGUGUGUUAUAAUUUAACAUAUAUAGAUAUUAUAAUUCUACAUCACGCCAAUCGUUUGUUUUUAGGAGUUCCUCAUCAACUCAGACCAGCGUACAUCAGAAUCUGACAUCCUUAGGAUCACACUAUCGUAUUAUUCAGUUGUUAUUGAUUUUCUGUUGUGUUUUCAUUGUUUUUUUUUAUUUUUUUAUUGCUAUUGAGAUGUAAACUAGCGGAAAAUGGCUGGAGCGGCAACAAAAGCUUUCAUUUUACUUCGGUUCUAAUAUUCAGUUAAUUAGAAAGCUAGAUCCAACUUGUAUUUAACUUUUUGGUUUAUAAAUAAACUGGCUUCACGGGUUCUUUUGGCAAACAGCCAUAUAGUGAAGUAUUUAGAAAGUUAUGAAUCAACCCACAGUUACUUAAAACCACAAUGACUUUGGUUUUAGUCUUGUAUGCCACAAAACUUUAUGAACAUAGUGCUGUAAUAGUAUUUAUACUUUAUUUUAGAUUUGGUUGAUUUAUGCCCAGAAAAAUAAAUAUUGGUAAAACCCGCACUGGAGCCACCUCCACCAUACUCCAUUUUAGACAUCUGUUCUGGAUCAUUUAUCUAUAUUUACUUGAUGAUUUCUGGUCAGAGUGAUAGUGCAGUGUUUGUGCUGGAUGUCCCCUCAGUUAAUAUUUGAUUUGCUUUCUGGAUUGCUAUGUAAAAAGCAUGUCAAGUAAAAAAAAAAAAAAAAAAAUUGUAGGACAAGGUGUGGGAGAGAUGGGGUUAAGUUUAUCCUUGCUAACAGUCACAUUAGGUAGUUGAGUGCUAAUUGGGGAAUGGCCACCUGUAUAUAAAGGAAUUAAAAUCCUUUGUUGGGGGUGAGUUUAUAACUGUGUUGUUGAAUGUUGUAGUGUAGGUGAAUGCCCAGCCUAUGCAUGCUUAUUUUCUUCUAACCUUUUAUUUUGGCCCCUGUGCCUUUGUUUAUUUGUGUUUUGUGUUGAAUUAAAGAGCGCUUUGAGCUUAAACUGCAGCUUCUGUCUCUGGGUUUGCUUUCCUGCCGCUGACCUGCCUUGACCGCAAUGCUACCCUGCUACACAUGGCUGUCUAGAGUUCUGAGCGCUGUUUUUAGUGGGAAGCUGACAGAUGCAUAAGCUGAUCUGAUGAUGGGUGCCAAUCUGUAGACCAGUAUAUACAGUAGGUAGAAAUAUAAACCAGGAUCUUAGACAAUUUGAAGAAUCAUUUUAAGUAUAACUGUGCUUCUUAACAUCGACAGGAGCUAAUAUGAUCUGUCAUUUAAAAUGUAAGUGGAAUCCACUAUCAAACACCUUGCAAUGAUCUACACACCCCCAUUGUCCUCUGCAUACAUGUUAAUGAUUUACAUCCUGCAUGAUUUCUGUUCUUAAUAUCUAUAGACUCACACAGUACAUGUUAUAGAAGAGAGCAAAAGUGAAACAACCCCCCCCACAUUCUACCAAGAAAAACACAAGGAUCGAAAAUAAAAGUAAAAAAUAAAUAAAAAGCAUCAUAGAACAGUAUCAUUUAGGGUUUCUGAUUUUUGGUUUUAACCGAUAAACACAGAUAAAACACCCCCAAUACAAAAAAAAAGUAAAAUAAAAUGCAAUCUGUGUAUAUCCAAUGAAUACCAGAAGAACACUGGAAAUGGUUACUCAGUUCACAUUGACUUCACCCCUUUCCCCGUGCAGUUAGUUAUGCAAUGUCCCUCCUUCCUGGCUUGUAUCCAGCAUGGAUUUGUUCUGAAUACUUUAAACCCACCCAAUGUAUGGAGUGCCAGCAAAUUACAACAUUUUUAUAUGAGACUCAGCAGAUAGGGAGGAUUGUACACACUUGCGAGAUUUAAAAUGGACAUUGCAGUUAGAUAUUGAGGAUGGUUGUUGCUCACAGGAUUUAAAGCUAUAUCAGUUUGAUAGGGAGAAUUGUACACACAGGAUUUAAAACGGGAUUACAAAUUGUGGAUUUAAAAAAAAAAAAAAAAAAAAAAAAGCCUAGACACACAAACACCCCAGAAGAAUAUGCCCAUGACCAUAAAAAUUUAGUUGUGGAAGACAGCAAAGGGAAGAAGGUUCUAGUGUGUUGAAGUUAAUGGGUCCUGCUGAUCAGAGUCCUUUUUAAGUACCUGAGCUGGCAUCAUGUCUGCAAGGCUAGUUUUUCUGUCUUUGGUCUGCAGGGCUGUGGCUGUUGGAGAGCAUGUUACUACGUCACAUGUUCCGCCAAAGCGUCCUUACUUUGUCGACUGCCGUUCCCCAGAACAGGAGACAUUUAGUUGUUGGUGGAGUGCUGGGGAUUACCAGAAUCUAACAGGGCCUGGUGCACUGAGUGUCUUCUUUCAGAGAAAUAGAGAUGUUUGGAGGGAGUGCCCAGACUACAUCACGGCUGGUGAAAAUCACUGUUAUUUUAAUAGUACCUACACAUCUAUUUGGAUUCCAUACUGUGUCCAGCUAAGAUCACAAAUCCAGGACCUUGUUUAUCAUCAGAUGUGCUUCACUGUGGACGAAAUAGUUGUCCCUGACCCCCCUGUUGGUCUGAACUGGACGCUACUGAACAUUAGCCAGACGGAGCAGCACUUUGAUAUCCUGAUACAAUGGGAGCCCCCUCCUUCAGCAGAUGUCAAAAAAGGCUGGAUAAGUCUAGUAUAUGAGCCACAGUACAGAGCUAUCAACAUGUCUGAUUGGAAGCCGCUGGAAGUUGAGAGAGCAUGCUACCAGUCUGUUUAUGGGCUGAAGACUGGCAUGGCAUAUGAAAUCAGGGUGCGGUGCAAACAGGCUGUUUCUGAAAAAUUCAGUGAAUUCAGCGACAGCCUUUAUGUGUACAUUCCUAAGGUGCCUUCCAAAGAAGCCCUGUUUCCAUUUACAAUGGUCUUAAUCUUUGGAGCACUGGGAGUGAUUGUAGUCCUAAUGUUCAUUAUUUUCUCCCAACAACAGAGGUUGAUGGUGUAUUUCCUGCCACCUGUGCCAGUCCCAAAAAUUAUGGGAAUUGAUCCAGAACUGCUGAAGAAAGGCAAACUGGAUGAAUUGAACUCUAUUCUCAGCGGCCAUCACACCUUUAAGCCUGAACUCUACACCGAUGACCUGUGGGUGGAGUUCAUUGAGCUGGAUAUUGAUGACCCAGACGGGAGAUCCAACCACUCGGACACUCACAGACUGCUUGGCUCAGAGAACCUGAGCAGUAACUGCCUGAACAACAAGGACGACGACUCUGGACGCGCAAGCUGUUACGAGCCGGAACUCCCUGACUCUGACACGCUCGACCAAAGCCAGGCUGAUACCAGAGAAGAGAAGGCAAGCCUCCUGGACUCUGCCCAUUCGCGUACUACGGAUCUCAGGCCAGCUGGCAGGAGCCACCCUGGAGCCACUGCUGAAGGAGCAAGCAGAAGUCAUCCCCAGGUCCAGUCCCAGCUGAGCAAUCAGAGUUGGGUAAACCUGGAUUUCUAUGCCCAGGUGAGCAACAUCACUCCAGCAGAGGGGGUUCUGCUGUCGCCCGGCCAGCAGAGCAAGAUUGAGAAAAAUGCAGAAGCACACGGCUCCCCCAAAACCCAAACGUGCCAACUUCCCAUGACCGCAGACUGUGCCUACACCUCAGAGAUGGAUGCGAAAAACAUAAGUGCCACACCUUCCCUUAGUGGGAACGAGCCAAAGAUUACAGUGAGCCCCUACACUGUGAGUGAAGCCCCAGCCAGCUCAGUUCCACCAGUCUCAGACUACACCACUGUGCAAGCAAUAGAUUCCCAGCAGAGCCUGCUUCUGAAUCCCUCAACGUUGCCCACCAAGGGCACUCCUGUGCCAGCUGGAUAUCUUACCCCAGAGCAGUUGAACAGCAUUAUGCCCUAAGUGUUUCAAAACCACAGACGCAAGCUUGCUAUUAACUUUUUCAUCAUUUUUACAUCAAACCAAAACAUCAUGCCGGAGGCAUACAGAUGAAUGACUAUUGUGUGGCAGUAGUGGGCAAUGUGGUGCAGCAGCGUUGGUUUCCUUGCAAUUACGUAAGGUUUGAUGGCAAAAAUAAUUUAAAAAAUUUAAAAAAAAAAAACACUACCCUUUGAAGCAGGAUUCCUACAGUGGCUCAGUUAUCAUUCUGAUUUGAAUUUUGGACUGAAAUUCCGGUUCUAUGUAUACAGAAAAUGUUGAAUAGUAUUAUAAGUAAGCACACAUUGCUGGAUCAGAGGGAACACAAUUAUGGCACUAUCCCACACAAGUGUUACUUAAAAUUAAUCCAAAUUAAUAUGUAAUUCUACAUAAAAUCUUAAAAGGGUUAGAGGAAAAAAAAAAACUGAAUGUACAUUUAAACUUCUGCUGACUUUGUCUGGAGCAUUUUUUUUUUCUAGAUGUAUAGAAUUAGAAAGAUAAUGUACAUGGUUUUUGGUGUUUACAUUAUUUUCCCCUAAUUCUGUGAUUUGGUUCUGUAUAGUUUGACACAGUUGACAACCUGAAGUUGAGUUUUAGUGUAUAAAACAUAAUUAUCCUUACCAGUGUUUGAAAUAGAAAUAAAAUGCUUGUACCCAGAGAACUGGGGGCCCGGGGAGGGGGGGGGGGGCACGACAGAGGUUAUACAUGAGUCUGCAACAUUAACUAAAAUGUGUAACGUGUCACUGGAGAUAUUCAUUAAAGCACUAACUUCAGGCUUACUAAACCAGCAGCCAAUAAAUAAAACAAACAAAUAGGCUUUUACUAGGUUUAACUGCUUGGUUUGUCUUUUUAACCAGCCUUAAAGGGUAAGUAAUGACCUUUUUAUUUUAUUGUGUUACAUGUUCCCAUGUGUUGCUACAACUGUUUACGUAAAGUAUAUG